Messenger RNA from Eucalyptus grandis, 420 nucleotides. Its product is annotated as LEAF RUST 10 DISEASE-RESISTANCE LOCUS RECEPTOR-LIKE PROTEIN KINASE-like 2.4. Gene Ontology annotation, molecular function: protein kinase activity; ATP binding. Bases 1 to 420 code for a protein of 139 amino acids. Lineage: Eukaryota; Viridiplantae; Streptophyta; Magnoliopsida; Myrtales; Myrtaceae. Gene Ontology annotation, biological process: protein phosphorylation. The record is from RefSeq and is a predicted model, not a curated record. The transcript has a single exon.
AUGACCAACUCUUUCAAAGAAAAGUUAGGCCAGGGAGGCUAUGGUUGUGUGUACAAAGGCAAGCUUCAGGAUGGCCAACUUGUGGCAGUGAAGCUUCUAAAGAAGUUGAAAGGCGAUGCCAAAGAAUUUUUCAAUGAAGUUGCGAAAAUAAGUAGGACUUCUCAUGUCAAUGUUGGCAACCUCUUGGGAUUUUGUUUCGAAGGAAGCAAAAGAGCUUUGGUUUAUGAGUUCAUGCCUAAUGGAUCCCUUGAAAAGUUCAUAUUUAAUAGGAGUAACACGUUGGAGUUAGAUCAACUAUUGACUCGAGACACAUUGUACCAGAUUUCCCUUGGCAUAGCUCAUGGGCUAGAGUACUUGCAAAUAGGAUGCAACAUGAGGAUCUUGCACAAUGCAUCACUUAUAAAGCACCUCAUAAUAUAG